UGUUUGUGUGAGCCACACACAGCGGACCCACUGUUCCUUUCAAGCCUGCGGCAGUCUCAGUUGGGACCAAGCUGCUGACACAAACACACUCUUCACCUGGUGGACACAAGCUGUCAGUUUUUGUCCAGUCUCAACCAUGGCCCGCCUGGACCAGGUCAUCACAAACAUUGUGGACAUUUUUAUGGAGUAUGCUGAUGAUGGUGGCAAGAAACGUCAGCUGAACAAGGAGGAGCUCAAAAAGCUCUUCGAACAGGAAAUCCAGAGUCCUGACUUAAAGGAUAAAAUCAGUGCAGGUGACAUUGAGGAAGCAAUGGAGAUGUUGGACAAAAACCACGAUGGAGAGGUGAACUUCCGCGAGUUCUGCCGGUGUGUGAGCGACCUCGCUAAAUGCUACUACCAAAAGAAGACAGGAAGGGGAGGGAAGAGAGGCAAGGGGAAAAGCCAGGAGGGGGAGGAGGGAGAAGGCUGAAGAAACUAAAAAGUCCAACCAAAUAACAGAAAAAUGGUGUGUAGAUUUAAUGCUUUCUUCAAAGGCGGUACUGCUGCCUCUUCAAGCUGCUGAAAAAACCCAAAACUUUCCUUGUAUACUGGUUUCUAAAGUAACGUGCAUAAUGUGUGAAAAUAAAUUAUAGCUAUGAA
Molecule: messenger RNA, 639 nt
Organism: Xiphophorus couchianus (Monterrey platyfish)
Lineage: Eukaryota; Metazoa; Chordata; Actinopteri; Cyprinodontiformes; Poeciliidae
Gene: s100w
Product: S100 calcium binding protein W
Exons: 3
Coding region: 137-469 (110 amino acids)
Cellular component (GO): perinuclear region of cytoplasm
Molecular function (GO): calcium-dependent protein binding; calcium ion binding; transition metal ion binding
Source: RefSeq, a predicted model, not a curated record